This is a messenger RNA of Aspergillus wentii DTO 134E9, 3320 nucleotides long. Its product is annotated as glycoside hydrolase family 35 protein. Gene Ontology annotation, biological process: carbohydrate metabolic process. Gene Ontology annotation, cellular component: vacuole. Gene Ontology annotation, molecular function: beta-galactosidase activity. The transcript is spliced from 9 exons. The record is from RefSeq and is a predicted model, not a curated record. Bases 98 to 3127 code for a protein of 1009 amino acids. NCBI's taxonomy places the organism in Eukaryota, Fungi, Ascomycota, Eurotiomycetes, Eurotiales, Aspergillaceae.
AAGAGAGCUAUAAAUGAAGAGUCCAAGACCCUUUCUCCAGGAUCCAGGUAGCUCCCAUUGUUUCUAGGGUCAAAUCAAUUCUUCUGACCUGAGCGCCAUGAAGCUUCUGUCAGUCUGUGCUGUUGCCCUGCUGGCAGCACAAGCUGCGGGUGCCUCCAUCAAGCACCGCAUCAAUGGCUUCACUCUCACAGAGCAUCCGGAUCAAGCCAAACGUGAUUUGUUGCAGAAACACGUGACUUGGGAUGACAAAUCUCUCUUCGUCAACGGCGAGAGGAUUAUGAUCUUCAGUGGCGAAGUCCACCCAUUUAGACUUCCCGUUCAGUCACUGUGGAUCGAUGUUUUCCAGAAAAUCAAGGCUUUAGGAUUCAAUUGCGUCUCAUUCUACACAAACUGGGCUCUGUUGGAAGGAAAACCGGGUGAAUACAGAGCCGAUGGUGUCUUUGCUUUGGAACCCUUCUUCGAUGCAGCCAAGGAAGCUGGAAUUUACCUUCUUGCUCGUCCGGGCCCCUACAUUAAUGCCGAAGUCUCCGGUGGUGGAUUUCCCGGAUGGCUGCAGAGGGUGAAUUCUACGCUUCGAACCUCUGGCAAGACCUAUUUGGAGUCCACUGAUAACUACAUUGCCCACAUUGCUGCUACUAUUGCCAAAGCGCAAAUCACGAAUGGUGGCCCGGUUAUUCUCUAUCAGCCCGAGAACGAAUAUACUGGUGCCUGCUGUGGCUACGACGAUUUCCCUGAUGGGGGCUACAUGCAAUACGUGAUGGACCAAGCCCGGAAAGCUGGAAUCGUCGUGCCUAUGAUCAGCAACGAUGCCUCGCCCAAGGGAACUAACGUUCCUGGAAGCGGAGAAGGUGCUGUUGACAUCUAUGGUCAUGAUAGCUAUCCUCUCGGUUUCGAUUGCGCAAACCCAACAGUGUGGCCAGAUGGUAGUCUGCCUACUAAUUUCCGUGAUCUGCAUCUUCAGCAGAGCCCUUCGACCCCAUACUCUCUCAUCGAGUUCCAAGCCGGAGCUUAUGACCCAUGGGGAGGACCGGGAUUUGACGCAUGUGCCGGUCUUGUCAACCAUGAGUUUGAGAGAGUGUUCUACAAGAAUGAUUUCAGUUUUGGUGUUGCAAUCCUGAACUUAUACAUGACAUUCGGUGGUACCAACUGGGGCAAUCUCGGUCAUCCAGGAGGGUACACCUCCUACGACUAUGGCUCUCCAUUAACCGAAACCCGAAACAUCACCCGUGAGAAGUAUAGCGAGCUCAAACUGAUCGGCAACUUUGCCAAGGUAUCUCCGUCAUACCUUCUGGCUACUCCUGGCAACCUCACCACAUCGGCCUAUACAAACAAUGCUGAAUUGGCCGUGACUCCUCUUGUCGGACAUGGUUCUGGCUCGUAUUUCGUUGUCAGACACUCAGACUACACUAGCCAGGCCUCGACUGAUUACAAACUCCGUCUUCCGACCAGUGCUGGUAAUCUGACGGUUCCUCAGCUUGGAGGAACUCUAUCCCUCAACGGACGCGAUUCCAAGAUCCAUGUUGUUGAUUACAACGUGUCUGGUACCAACGUGCUCUAUUCUACCGCAGAGGUCUUCACCUGGAAGAAGUUUGCUGAUAAGAAGGUUCUCGUGCUCUACGGUGGACCUGACGAACACCAUGAAUUGGCUAUUUCGUCGAAAUCAAACGUGUCGGUCAUCGAGGGAUCGGAAUCAGGUAUCUCUUCGAAGCAAAUUAAAAACACAGUCGUCGUUGGCUGGGAUGUUUCAUCCACUCGCCGCAUUAUCCAGGUUGAUGAUCUCCAAGUUCUCCUUCUCGACAGAAACUCUGCCUACAACUACUGGGUUCCCCAGCUUCCUGCGGAGGGAACCUCGCCGGGUUACAGCACCCAGAAGAACACCGCGUCUUCUAUCAUUGUCAACGCAGGCUAUCUGGUGCGAACAGCUUACGUGGAUGGUCAAGACCUUCAUCUUACCGCAGACUUCAACGCUACAACCACAGUUGAAGUGAUCGGUGCCCCAUCCAGUGUUAAGAACUUUUACAUCAACGAGAAACAGAUCCAGCAUUCGGUUGACAAGAAUGGAAUUUGGUCGGGCAAGGUUGAAUACACCGCUCCUAAGAUUGAGCUUCCCAGCUUGAAGGACCUGGACUGGAAGUAUCUCGAUACUCUACCAGAAAUCCAGUCUUCAUACGAUGAUUCUGCUUGGACUGCUGCCGAUCUCAAGAAAACGGACAACACCCUUCGUCCUCUCGAUACUCCUACGUCUCUGUAUUCGUCCGACUACGGCUUCCACGCCGGGUACUUGAUCUACCGGGGUCAUUUCACUGCCACUGGUAAUGAGAGCAGUCUCUUCAUUCACACACAGGGUGGUUCGGCAUUCGGAAGCUCGGUGUGGCUAAACGAGACAUACGUGGGCUCAUGGGCCGGAAUUGAUAAGGACAUGGACAGCAACUCGACUUACAAGCUCCCUAAGCUCCAGGGAGGUAAGCCUUAUGUGUUCACCGUUGUCGUUGACAACAUGGGACUUGACGAGGACUGGACCGUUGGCAGUGAUGAAAUGAAGGACCCGCGUGGUAUUCUGGGCUACAAGUUGUCUGGACGCGAUUCCAGUGCAAUCACCUGGAAGCUGACCGGUAAUCUCGGCGGAGAGGACUACCAAGACAAGACGAGAGGACCUCUGAAUGAAGGAGGGCUCUUUUCUGAGCGUCAAGGUUUCCACCAGCCCCAGCCCCCGAGCGAUGACUGGGAGUCAUCCAGUCCCUUUGACGGAUUGACCAAACCAGGCAUUGGGUUCUACAGCGCCAAGUUUGACCUUGACAUCCCAACCGGAUGGGAUGUGCCGCUGUUCUUCAACUUUGCGAACAGCACCUCCCCUCCUCCUGCUUAUCGGGUUCAGCUCUACGUCAACGGAUACCAGUACGGUAAAUACGUCAACAACGUUGGUCCUCAGCAGAGCUUCCCAGUGCCCGAGGGCAUUUUGAACUACCGCGGAACAAACUGGCUUGCGGUGACUCUUUGGGCUUUGGAAUCAGAUGGUGCGAAGUUGGAUGGCCUUGAGCUGGCGAACACGACGCCGGUGCUGACUGCCCUGAAGGACUUGGAGGCUUCGGAGCAGCCCAAGUACGAGAAGCGAGAGGGGGCGUAUUAGUUUGAUGAUGUUGGAUAGGCAUAGUAUGUCUUUAAUGGCACUAAUGGAAUGUAUGAAUUCAUAUGGGGAUAUUGCAAAUAUGUUCUACGUCCAGAUUCCAGACCCAUGUGGGCUGACGAGCCAAGUUGUGGAGUCGAACGUGUCGAUUCACCCCGCAUUAUUUACCUGUCAUGCGAUUAGAUGAAUAUUAAAU